Sungouiella intermedia is the source of this 753-nucleotide messenger RNA. Lineage: Eukaryota; Fungi; Ascomycota; Pichiomycetes; Serinales; Metschnikowiaceae. The record is from the annotation of a GenBank genome assembly.
AUGAAUCUACCUAAGAAUCCAUUGAUUGGAGCGUCGCUAAUAUAUGUUGGUAUAUUCGUCAUAACUAUACCGAUAUGGAUUUUGGUACUGCCGGAAAAACGUAUGAUUUCCUCCAAUCCAUUCUGUGAGGCCGUCAACUCCAUAUUCGUCCAAGAUCUAGGCUAUGUGUGGUUCACUCUAGCCUUCACUAGCCACUGCUUUCUCUUUGCAGACACCAAUGAUGUCAUCCCUACGCCUAUAGUCGCUAGGCAGCUUCUCAAAUACUCCCUUAACACCUUCUGCUGGGUACUGGUCAACCUCUGGUGCUUCGGACCUCUGUUAGUGGAAAAGCUCAACACAGCCACUGGAGGCCAUUGUGUGGGCAAAAAUCUUCAACUAGUGGACAUGUGGAUGCGGAAAUGUCGCCGCAGUGCUUCAAAUAUGUGGGUGGACGGAUUCGAUUUGCUGGGUCACUAUUACUUCUUGCUCACACUGAGCCUACUUCUUCUCCACAACCGAAAUAACCUACCGGUUUUGUCGGAUACAGCUACACGUAGCCUGAGGAUCAGCGCUAUUCUGAUGUUUGUGCGGGCGCUUUCAGCAUGGCUCCUAAUGGUGUGGUUUCUCGAGUUCUGUGUGACCAGCAUGUUUUUCCACACCGUGGGAGAGCGCAUGGCCGGUUUAGUAGGGAUUCCCGUUGUUUUUAUGGUGCUCUAUGUAGAGAAUAAGGUUUAUCCUGAGGAUGAGGCGGGUGAGAAUUAUACUAUACUAUAG